AUGGCACCUCGCAGCGAAAAGAGCCAAUUGAAGCGCCAGCGCGGUUCGCUGCCCGAGGACGCAACCGAGUCUAAGAAGCCUCGGAGAUCGGACCGUCUGUCAUCGCAAACUGUGGGUGCUGUUGGUGCCACCGGCGCCGGCGCUGACAAGACGCCCGUCACUAACAGGCAGCAUCUGCCGUCUCCCGUUACGCACGUCGCCGCUGAGGAAUCGAGCGAUGCCAACAAGGAGGCCACUCCUACACCCUCUGCGGGCAAGCACGAGGAUGUCACUCCGCGAAAGACCGACGAAGCCUUCCCCCAGAGUCAGGCUUUGUCAUCACCGCCCCAAGACACGCAGCCGCUCAGCCAGUUUGUCGAUCGACACCCUGCACUCUCCGACGAUGUAGAGGACGAGGUCAAGGAAGGUGUUUGGGGAUACUUGGUGCCUCUAGAUCCCAAAUAUGGCGAUAAGCCAUUGGUGCUAAAGAGACGAAACGCAUGCCCACAGCCAGAUAGCGUGGAUGCUGCCGUGAAUGGUGAAAAAACACCUCUAGACACCAACAAACCUGCUCCCAUCCGGGCUGAAGAAACCCUUGAGCGCAAAAAUGCAAAGGGAGCGGCUUCGGGUGGCUAUUUAAUAGGCCGACAUCCUGAGUGUGAGAAUAAUGGGACGGACACGGUCGCUAUUGUAGAGGAUCUUUCCAGCAACGGCACCUUUGUCAACGAGGCCAUUGUUGGUCGUAAUCAACGCCGAGAACUCGAGGAUCAGGAUGAGAUUGCGGUACAUGGCAAGGCCAGGUUCAUUUUCAGGUAUCCCCAGAGCCGACACACGAGCGCCUUUUCGCAACAGUAUGCGUUACUAGAGAAGCUCGGCAAGGGCCAUUUUGCCGAGGUGUACCUCUGUAUCGAAAGAUCUACUGGCCAACGGUAUGCCGUCAAAAUCUUUACGAAGCCUCCUGGUAUGGAGGACAAAUCCAAGACGGAAGGUCUCCAGCAGGAAAUCGGUGUCUUGAUGGGUGUCAGCCAUCCAAACGUAUUGUGCCUCAAGGAUACGUUCAAUGAGCGUGAUCGAGUGUAUCUCGUCUUGGAACUGGCCUCGGAGGGCGAGCUGUUCAACUUUAUUGUAAUGAAGCAGAAGCUCACCGAAGAUGAGACGAGAAAACUGUUCCUCCAACUCUUCCAGGGGAUCAAAUAUCUCCAUGAACGAAACAUUGUGCACCGAGACAUCAAGCCGGAGAAUAUUUUGCUUGUCGACAAAAACCUGCACGUCAAGUUGGCUGACUUUGGCCUCGCCAAAAUCAUCGGCGAAGAGUCAUUUACUACGACCCUUUGCGGAACCCCCAGCUAUGUCGCCCCUGAAAUUCUUGCCGACUCUAAGCAACGCAAAUACACCAAAGCCGUCGACAUUUGGUCGCUGGGUGUUGUGCUGUACAUCUGCCUUUGCGGUUUCCCCCCCUUCUCCGACGAGCUCUACUCUCGCGAUUUCCCUUUCACUCUGUCACAACAGAUUCGAAGCGGUCGAUUUGACUACCCCUCCCCGUACUGGGAUUCUGUUGGUGACCCUGCUCUUGACCUCAUCGACUCCAUGUUAAUCGUAGAUCCAGAACGCAGGUUCACUGUGGAACAAUGUCUUGCCCAUCCCUGGAUGACCCAGAACAGCCCCGGUGUAAAUGACAGCACCGGCGGCCUUGUGGGAGGCAUUGCUGGACUGGAAGUAAACCGCCGUGCACCAGCUCGGGAAAGAACUCUGCUUGCAACGUUGAACUCUGUUCAAGUCACCGCUCAAGUUGCGGUUGGCGAUGAUAAGGCUCCGGUAAAGGUAUUUUCCAAAAACCAGCAGCGAAUUACGAACGCUUCAAAAGAGAAGGCACCAGACCACCAUCGAGCCGCUGGGGAAUUCAUGGAGAUGGGAGGCAAGGGCGAUCAGCAGCUAUUUGGUGACGACAGUGGAAGCAUAUACGCGACAGCGACGAGGACUGGCCAGAAAGGCAAGGCUCACGACCGAUAA
Messenger RNA from Metarhizium acridum CQMa 102, 1989 nucleotides. The record is from RefSeq and is a predicted model, not a curated record. NCBI's taxonomy places the organism in Eukaryota, Fungi, Ascomycota, Sordariomycetes, Hypocreales, Clavicipitaceae.